Sardina pilchardus (European sardine) is the source of this 2075-nucleotide messenger RNA. It is a transcript of the gene jun, whose product is annotated as Jun proto-oncogene, AP-1 transcription factor subunit. Gene Ontology annotation, molecular function: RNA polymerase II cis-regulatory region sequence-specific DNA binding; transcription factor binding; DNA-binding transcription factor activity, RNA polymerase II-specific. Gene Ontology annotation, cellular component: transcription regulator complex. The transcript has a single exon. NCBI's taxonomy places the organism in Eukaryota, Metazoa, Chordata, Actinopteri, Clupeiformes, Clupeidae. The record is from RefSeq and is a predicted model, not a curated record. Gene Ontology annotation, biological process: regulation of cell population proliferation; regulation of transcription by RNA polymerase II; regulation of cell cycle. The coding region runs from base 376 to 1347 and encodes 323 amino acids.
ACGCUGGAAGAGCUCAGAGUAUACAGAACUCGCAAGAGAGCAGAACCAAGAGCUAAAGAGUCGCUCAAGUAUACGAAAACUUUGAACUUCUAUUUACCGACGACCAGAAGAAUUUGAAACGUUGCCGUGAAGCCACUUCUAGAGGUUUCUAACCGUUUCUUUACAACCGAGAAACUUUGUCAGAACAUUACGUGGGACAAGGAAGACUUCGAAAGUUUCCAAAUCAGCGUGCCUGUGGGCACAGGAUAGCCUAUACAGACGUUCUGAUUACAGGAACUCUACAAAGUUACCAGCUCAUUCCACUGGGAAACAGAAGACGGACUUGACAUCGCUCUCAGUCUGUAAGUGAAAGAAGAAAGUUUUGGUUUCUCUUCUAUGUCUGUCAAGAUGGAAACUACUUUCUACGAUGACUCUUUGAAUGCUGCUUUCAGUCAGCACGACAGCACCAGCUAUGGAUUUACCACCAAAACACUGAAACAUAACAUGACGCUCAAUCUCGCUGACCCUGCCGUUACCCUCAAACCUCACCUGCGCGCUAAAGCCAGCGACAUACUGACCUCGCCAGAUGUCGGACUGCUGAAGCUGGCGUCGCCGGAGCUGGAGAGACUCAUCAUCCAGUCUAGCAAUGGUCUGAUCACCACAACGCCGACUCCAACUCAGUUUCUGUGCCCGAAGAAUGUCACUGACGAGCAAGAGGGCUUUGCAGAGGGAUUCGUCCGCGCUCUGGCGGAGCUACAUCACCAGCAUAUGCCCAACAUGCCCAACGUGCCGAACGUCACCUCGGCCCCACAGACGAGUAUCAACAAUGGUAUGGCACCUGUCUCUUCAAUGGCGGGUAGCACUGUUUACACUUCAACCAUGCGCGCUGACCCACCUGUGUACGCGGACCUGAACACGUUCAAUCCGGCCAUCAGUAGCGCACCCUCCGCUGUGCCAAGUUACAGCACGGCUAAUGCCAUGACUUACACCACCACCCAGCCGAUGAGCACAGAGCUCCCCGUCCAGCACCCACGGCUGCAGGCCCUGAAGGAAGAGCCCCAGACAGUGCCGGAGAUGCCGGGUGAUACGCCGCCCCUCUCCCCCAUUGACAUGGAGAACCAGGAGCGGAUAAAAGCUGAGAGGAAGCGCAUGAGAAACAGGAUCGCCGCCUCCAAAUGCCGGAAGAGGAAGCUGGAAAGAAUCUCCCGGCUGGAGGACAAAGUGAAGAACCUCAAGUCCCAAAACUCUGAGCUCGCCUCCACCGCGAACAUGCUCCGCGAACAGGUAGCGCAGCUAAAGCAGAAAGUCAUGAACCACGUCAACAGUGGAUGCCAGCUCAUGUUGACGCAGCAGCUGCAAACGUUUUGAAAAACAAUGAGCAGAGGCUGUGUGAGAGACUCGAUCUGAUUAAAGUGUCGGACUCUUAAGGACAAAACUAAAAGUCUGUUUCAGUGAGCCGUGGAGAUUUCUCUACAGGUGGCCAAUGCAGGGACUGACUGGCCGAGUGCCUCGCGCUCCCUCUGGCGCGCGACGGAGUUCCAUCCGCUUGGACUUGUGUGGCUGAACUUCACGAGCUGUCCGUUGGUGGGAACGGCAACGAACAGCAUCAGUGACAUGUCCUGCGCUGUUUCGUUUUCUUUAUGUUUUUGAAAAUGAGACUUAACCUUGUUCACUUUGACCAAGUUGUGCAUGGACCUAAGCUUCGAAGAGCUGUCCCAGUAUUAGAUGAAAAGAUGAGAAACAAGAACUGCAAUAGACAUUAGCUGCCUAUGCUGUCGCGCCAGUGGGAAGGCGUGUCAACAGUCUGAAUCUUUUGAUAAAAGCUGCCUGACUUCUAAGUUACAAUGUACUUUUAAUUUUCAAAUUGUAUUAAAUUUGUUUUCUUUAAGUUAGAGGAGCUUCAAAAGUUAUUUCUCUUUUUCUAAAGUCGUUUAAUGGGGUUUCACUCAUUAUUAUUUGUAUAUAAGAUCAACUGGGAGUACUUAAGUUUACCAUUUGUAAUAAAUACAGUAUAAUUUUUUAAGUUUGUUUUCUGACCACCUCAGAAACUAAUCAUUAUUUAAGAACUGUAAUAAACUAUGUUCAACCAUGCAAAA